AUCUUAAUUAUGAACACACUGGUUCAUAGUGAAAACUGUUUUACUGUUUCAUGCACUUGUUAUUUCCCUACAACGGCUAAUAAAUCUCCCACAUUCACAGAAAACGGCUUACUUUCAAGUUGAAAAAUACAGUGCGCGUCUGCCCUCAAGGCCUCGUUUUCAUCCGGGUUAGUCAUGGUGCCUAACCAGUAUGCUGCCUAACCUGAAUAAGGUCUAAAGGCCUAAUGUUUUGCAGGACGGACAAAACAUUUAUUUAUUUAAUUAUUUAUUUAUUUAUUAUUAUUAUGUGCUAUUAAAAUGGCUGACAAUGUCACUGCUAAUUUACUGAUUUAAAAUAAUGGUGUUGCUAUUUUUUAUUUUAUUGAACCAGCAGGUGGUAGUAUUGUAGUACCUUCGUCUACUAUUUGUUCUGAAGAUGCUCAACCGUUCCCAUCCUUUAUUCAGAUAUUAGAUACUCCAGUGCUGUCACAUAGUUGUCAUCCUUUCAAACGCUUUCCGUUUUGUUUUUUGUUUUUUCUAGUUGUAAAAUUUGCAAGCAUUGUUAUUGCACAGAUUACUUUCAUGGCAUACGGGCAUCAAUCAUAAAGGAUUUAUGAAUUAUGAUUUGACAGCAGGGUUCAGGUAUUUACAAUGGUGUUCCCACACAGUGUGUGAAUUCCCAGUAUAUCUUUUUACAGAAAUGAGGAGGAAUCUUAAAUUAAUGCAAUAUCCGCUAUUUUUUCUUCCACAAAAUAUGAUUAAAUUACAAUAUAAUACUACAUUGCUGUUACAUGAGAUAGAGAGCGCAGUGGCGAAUUUGUCUGCUUGGUUCUCUUUAUGUUUUUCUUUCUGUUGUCUUGUUACUGUGUCUUCGGUGUGGCUAAAAUAUUUAUCAUGCAGUUAAAGGAUGAAAUCAGAACCUGAAGCUCUCGUAAAUUCUCAUUUCUAGGGAUGUUGCCUCAUAAAUAUAUGAAUUAUGGCUCAUAAAUGAACUACACACCGCAUCCACAGUAGUCUUGAAGGAAUCCGUCCUUGACUGCACAGGUGGUUUGACUUCUUAAACAAGUAUGUCACAUACGUCACACUAUGAUUUAGUGAUCUCUGCAGUCAUAUGAAUUCAUCUCAACUGAGAACAAGAUUGAAGAACACAGGGAACUAGCUUCCUUGCACAAAUAGUUUUGUUCAGUGGACAAAAACUAAAAAUCAUCUAGGUGUGACGCAUCCAUGUAUAAUAUGUGAAAUGCGUUCUCACACCAAGGGGCUUUUGGCACAAACGAGUGUAUGUGCUUCAUUCAAAGUUCUUUGUCAGAUAUCACCAUGCUCAGUUAAAACUGACCCUUUAGCCUUUAGCAGGGGUGUCUUGAUCUAGCAGCUCUCAGAGUACAAAAGAUGAUGCUCGCAUGCGAGACAGACAAACAAAGGCUAUUUUUGGCGCUCUGUGUUUCAUACCUUGUGGCACAUUAUCACAUUUCUGGUAUUCAUAAUGUUGUAUUCCCAGGAGAUGAUGCAACAUUUUAUGUUUCAGAUGAUUUAUACACAAUAGGCUCUUAAUUUACGUUCUAAGACGUUGACAUUUAAUACUGAUUUACAUGUACAAAAUUGUGCUUUUGAUAGAAAUAGAAACCUAUUAACAUAUACGCAGAUGUUUGUAGUUAUAAUCACAUUUAUCAGUCUUCAUUUAUAGUGACUUAUCUGAACUGCUGUCUGUUAAAUAUGUUUCAAAUCUCACUUUCACUGUAUUCAAAGACUGUCGGAUUAAUUUUAUAAUGUGGGACAGUACUGUAAGGUAAUGUAGUAGGAGGGAUGAGACACUCCCUUCACCUAAAUCACGCCUGGGGUCCAGGGCUAUUUAAGAAGCAUCUCAUCACCUUUCUCAAAUUGUGUCCCUGGAGUUAAACAGGUAUGGUUUACCAUUUCUUUACACUUUAUACACUUCAUAUUUACUGCUUUUCCUCUUAAAUGUUAAUCAACAACAGUGAAUUCUAGAUAAGUGCAUUCAUUUUAAUUAUAACUAAGUUAAGUGAGUUAAGUUUUAUUUUCAACUGUUGCUCUUUAAUAGGAAUGAUGCUGUGUCUCUGCGUCUGUGCGCUGGCUCUCGUCCUGCAGCCGGUUUAUUCGGCCUAUAACUGCUCCUUGGAGUAUAACAGGGUUCCUGACAACAAUGAUCUGGCGGUAAACUGUGGCACCAACAUGAUCACUCUGGAGGUAAACCUGUGUACCGCUGAGUGGGCAGGCUUUGACCCCAAUGGCUUGGCCCUGAACGGGGAACGCACUAACGGCCAGUGCAAGGGCAUCAUUGACGCUACUGUCAACCCACCUGUCAUCCGCUUCCAGCUGCCAGUCAACCACAGCCAGGAGAACCCAUGUAGACAGUCUCUGCAGAUUGUGGAUGAGAAGCCCAGCUCCUCCGGUCCAUUCAGCAUGUUCUCCAGCAUUCAGUCCGUCGUCAUCACAGGAUACAUUGAUACGCCCAGCUCCGCAGAGGGCGUCAUCAGUUACUCCACAGACCUCUACUACCACUUCUCUUGCCGUUACCCUCUGGAAUAUCUCAUCAACAACACUCAGAUUGUAGCGUCAUCAGUGUCAGUGGCCACUCGAGACAACAAUGGUACUUUCAUUGACACUCUCAGCAUGGGAGUCUUCAACAGCACAGAUUUUAAUAGCCCGUUGGUGGUUCCACCUACUGGGUUAGACCUGCGCACCAAAGUCUACGUUGAAGUAAAAGCUGUCAAUCUGACUGGAAACUUUUAUCUCUUGAUGGAUCACUGUUUUGCGACCCCAUCGCCAUAUAAUUACACCAACAGCAAACAGCACAGUUUUUUCACAGGAUGUGUGGUAGAGAACCGGACAGCUGUGCUUUAUAACGGUCAUUCCAAGUUUUCCAGAUUUUCAUUUGAAGCCUUCCGCUUCGUAGAGCACCGUAAUCAAGAAAUGUCUACCAUAUAUCUGCACUGCAUACUGCGACUUUGCGAACCAAACAAGUGCCAAGAACUUCUUGAUUCUUGCAACAGUACCAGAACACGAAAGCGAAGGGCCCUAGAACCUUAUGGAACGCAAGGCAAAGAUUCUGCCACAGUGUCUGUUGGUCCUCUGUACACCGCAGCCCUGCCGAAUGAUGUUCCCUCUGCAUUGGCCUCUGGAGGCAGUGAGCCGUUAAACAGGAACAAUAUGAACGUGGCUGGAGUGGUGGUGGGGGUCAUUUUUGCCACCGGCGGUGCUGUGUUUCUGGUUAUGGCUGGAUGGUUUGUGCUGAAGAAAUUUCUAUGGGCCGGUGCUCUGCCUCGGGCUUUCCACUAAGAGAUCCAUCAACUCGCCAUCUGCUUUGCAUUGAAUGAAGCUUAAUUUGAUAUGCCGAUAAGACGUCUGAUCACAUCACGGCAUCUGCACAAACCAGCAAAGAGCCGCUUUGCAUAAUGCCUAUUUAGCAUAUUUUAAUCUAUUUAGACAGCACUGUGUAGUUCAGUCACCAUGCGCUUGGAAGAAAACUCAGAUGCGUAAUUCUCUCAUGUAAAUGCAAAUAUGGGCAUUGUCUGAUAUCUUUUAGAUGUUUGUUAUCUGAAUUAUACUGUAAAAGCUGAAAUAGUGAGAGGAACAAACUGUGGAUAUAAUCUUUUGUAAUAUUUUUGAUUACGCAUUGCUGCUUUUACACAUUGCUUGUAUAUUAGCUAUGGGGUUUUCAAAGUUUUUAAUGCCAGGGACCCCCAAAUAUGAUCAAAAGACCCUCUCUUUUAGAUAUAAAGAUAUAAAGGCAGCUAUAUUUGAUCAUGUAUAAAGAACCAUUUAUAUUGUGUAAGAAAUAUUAUGUGUGAUAUCAUAAAGACAAUGUUGUUUCCUAAAUUAAACAAUUGGCUUUUAGUUUGACUGUACCAAAAAAUCUAGAAAGUUUUUAAAUGAAUUUAGUGUAAAUAUAUAUAUAUAUAUAUAUACAUAUAUAUAUAUAUAGGGCUGUCAAAGUUAACUUUUUUAAUCAAAUGCAGUCUUUCUAGUUUAGAAAAUAGUUUUUGUUGUGUAUAAUUUUCAAAUUUUCUACAGACCACAGAUUGAAAACCCCUGUAUUAGCCAAUGAUUUGCUGCUUCUUGUAAUUGAAUAUGAUAUAUCACAGUUGUUUAGAUGUGAUUUAUUUUGAAGGAACUUUAUUCAUAUUCUGUAGUUGAGGCAAUAAUCAGUGACAGCAUAUAUUCAUUUCAAAUAUGUACAAAUUGAACUUUAUUUACGUUGCAUGUUAGUUCACACAUUACACAAAAUAUUUUCAGUAAAAGGAAGAAAGUUUUUCUGUUG
Molecule: messenger RNA, 4258 nt
Organism: Labeo rohita (rohu)
Lineage: Eukaryota; Metazoa; Chordata; Actinopteri; Cypriniformes; Cyprinidae
Product: zona pellucida-like domain-containing protein 1
Exons: 10
Coding region: 2041-3276 (411 amino acids)
Cellular component (GO): cell surface
Source: RefSeq, a predicted model, not a curated record